AUUGACCAAUCCAUUACCCCGUACAAUCACUUCUCAUUCACAUCACAUUAUACCACACCCUCUACAAAAUGCUCCGUGCCAUCCUCCCCACCCUCCGAACCGCCCUCCCCCGACCCGUGGUCGCCCGAGCCAUCGCUCUCCCAGCACGACCCCAGGCCAUCAGGUUCUAUGCUGCCAGCUCGGGAUUGAACAAGGAGGACAUCACCAAGAGGGUAAUGGACGUCCUGAAAGAGUUUGAAAAGGUCGAUGGAGUCAAGCUCUCGCCCACCUCAUCCUUCACCAAAGACCUCGGCCUCGACUCGCUCGACGCCGUAGAGGUCGUCAUGGCCAUCGAGGAGGAGUUUGCCAUCGAGAUUCCUGAUGAGGAUGCUGAUGCCAUCACGAGCGUCGGACAGGCUAUCGAGUACAUCGCCAAGACCCCUGAGGCCCACUAAACGUAUCGGUUCGCUCAAUUAAUGGCUAGAUGAUCGUUAUGCCCUUCGACACGGACUACGGAUUGGGUGUCGAAUAGGAUGACGACUCAUAUACGGAACAGAUGCGCAUGAUUGUGAAGCUUCAGAGAAACGAAUGAUGUGGAAUUAUGACAAAAGUAAAAUAUCGUUCAAGAUGGUCCGUAAAGACCCUGGCACACCUUAUCGUCAGAUCGAAACACCACGUG
Filobasidium floriforme is the source of this 658-nucleotide messenger RNA. RefSeq names its product acyl carrier protein-like protein. NCBI's taxonomy places the organism in Eukaryota, Fungi, Basidiomycota, Tremellomycetes, Filobasidiales, Filobasidiaceae. The transcript has 5 exons. Gene Ontology annotation, biological process: fatty acid biosynthetic process. The record is from RefSeq and is a predicted model, not a curated record. Gene Ontology annotation, molecular function: acyl binding; acyl carrier activity. The coding region runs from base 69 to 434 and encodes 121 amino acids. Gene Ontology annotation, cellular component: mitochondrion.